AACAGUGCGUGCGACACGGGGAUGAGGCUGGAGGAGGUGGAGUAGAGGAAGCCCCAACGAGGACUGGCAGGGGAGGAUUAAGUCUUUCGUGUCGCCGUGCUUGUUCCUUGCACGACGGAGGUGACCGGGGAGCCAUUGUUCGUGUUUUAAUUUGAGAUGAGCGCGCCCUGAAUCCGAUAAAGCAAGGAGAACUAUUCUUGCAAAAAAGUUGUUGUCGGGCUUCGCUGUGUCGUCGCGGCGGCGGUAGAAUUAUUUCAUUAAAACAGCUCCGCAGAUGGGUCAGGGUCUCUGGAGGGUGGCGCGGAACCAGCAGCUGCAGCAGGAAUACGGCGACCAGUGCUACCUCCCCCGGGAGAGGGGGGGCAGGAGGAUGGCGGACAACCUCAACAACCCCCGCCGGCACUGCCCGGGCCAGGGCGGCACCGACAUCUACCAGCUGCUCCGCGCCCGCAAGGGCAAGGAGGAGCGGGGCUUCAUCGACCUCGAAAUGCUGCCCCCCGAGCUCGGCAUCACCAUCCUGUCCUACCUGAACGCCACCGACCUGUGCCUGGCCUCCUGCGUGUGGCAGGAGCUGGGCAACGACGAGUACCUCUGGCAGGGGUUGUGCAAAUCCACUUGGGGUCACUGUUCCAUAUACAACAGGAGACUUCCCCCUGGGUUCUCCUAUAGGAAGCUCUACAUGCAGCUCGAUGAAGGGAGUCUGACUUUCAACGCUAACCCACAGGAGGGGAUGGGCUACUUCAUGUCCAAGGGCAUCCUGGUGGACCAUCCAAAGGAAGUGGCCAAGUUUAUAUUCUACACAAGAACACUGAAUUGGAAGAUGCUGAGGAUUUACCUGGACGAAAGGAGGGACGUCCUGGACGAGCUGGUCACGCUGCACAACUUCAGUAACCAGUUCCUACCCAACGCCCUGCGGGACUUCUUCAGGCACAUCCACGCCCCCGAGGAGCGCGGCGAGUACCUGGAGACCCUCAUCACCAAGUUCUCCCACCGCUUCUGCGCCUGCAACCCCACGCUGGUGCGGGAGAUGGGGCUCAGUCCAGAUGCUGUGUACGUGCUGUGCUACUCCCUCAUCCUGCUCUCCAUCGACCUCACCAGCCCGCACGUGAAAAACAAAAUGUCCAAGAGGGAGUUCAUCCGCAACACCCGCCGCGCCGCCCAGAACAUCAGCGAGGACUUCGUGGGCCACCUCUACGACAACAUUUACCUGAUCGGCCACGUAGCGGCUUAGCAGGGGGGGGGAGGGGCCAGGGCCUCUUGCACUCAACCCAACUACGUAAUAUCAGCGACUGAAUGAUUCUGCUCACGAGCGAGGCGUUGGAACGCUACCAACCAUCCUAACCGAAGUCACACAAGUGAUCACGUUGCCACGGCGCCCGUGGUCUCCCCACCACACGGCGCUCGGCCUACCUGUUGGAUAUACCUGUGCAUGUUACAUCAGAGCAUCAGGUUGGAUUCACGUAGUACAGUCCAUAUCCACAAAAGGUUAGCGCAUAAAACAACUGAUCACUUUGUAUUUACUACUCAAAACCUUAGCUACAUACAGACCAAUACCGAAACAUAUGCUAUAAAAUCAGUUAGAAAAGAAUAUUACCACAAGCGAUAUUAUCAUAUAUGGGGCAUAUAUGCUUUUCUAUUGGGAACACUACAUUGAUUUCUGCUUAUGGAUAUUCUCUAUAGCUUAUUUUCACAGAUCUUUAUGGUUUGGUUUGUCAUUAAUUUUAAGAUAGCACAUUAAAACCGCUGAUUCUUAGCAAAGAGGAAAGUUUAGUUGGUCAAUGAAGACUUAUGUUUGUUUACCUUUGGUUCCCUUACCCCCGUUUGUGAUGAAGAACUCGCUGCCCCUUACAGAAGAAGCACUUAACUCCUCACCUGGUAAAAUAUUGAAUGUGUUCUUUCCCAUCAUCCUUUGCAGACCAGGUUACGUUUGUGAGUGUUUGUAUGUGUGGAUUUUUUUCGAGAUGGUGGACUAACAACCCUAGCAUCUUUGAAGCAGUUUUUCCAAGUCCAUACUCUUCUGCUGUGACUUGACGACAAUCCAUAAUGCUUCCGUUUCCACCUCUCUCUCUGUCUCUCUCUCUGUCUCACCCCCUCCCUCUCUCCCCCCUCCUUCUCCCUGUCUCUCUCCAUAUCUCCCUCCAUCCCUCUCCCUCAGUGCACUUACACAGUGGCUUGAUUCUAUAAGCUGCGGGGGAAAAAAAGACCACUCUGUGCUAACAGCAUCAUGGACACUUCUCUACUUCUACUACUGUUCUGUAGGCCGUUUGGCAAACAGGAUUCUGGGUGAUGUGUUUGUAAUUAAACAAACCUGGGGACACAUUAAAAAAAAUGUGCACAUUUCUACCAUGUUAGUUAGCUGUUGCAUGUCUGACUCUUCACCUCCACUUGUGGAUCUGUCUUUGUCUAUGUUCUUCUGUGUUGCACAGUAACGUGCCAAUAAGUCAAAUAACAAAAGGAGAAAACUGACAGGAAAUGGAUAAUAUUGGCUCGCAAUUAAUUAAUUAAACCCAUUUUAUUUGCACAUCAUGUAUAUAUUUAAGUAUAGAAAUUUAUAAAUGUAUAAUUUUAUUUUGAGGUAUUUUAUCUAAAAGAUGUUUUCUCUAUAAAUUGAGUGAAAUGUUUCUUUUUGCACUUCUAUGACAUUUGUUACCAGGAUACAAUUAUUUGA
Molecule: messenger RNA, 2668 nt
Organism: Megalops cyprinoides (Indo-Pacific tarpon)
Lineage: Eukaryota; Metazoa; Chordata; Actinopteri; Elopiformes; Megalopidae
Gene: fbxo8
Product: F-box protein 8
Exons: 6
Coding region: 275-1231 (318 amino acids)
Biological process (GO): regulation of ARF protein signal transduction
Molecular function (GO): guanyl-nucleotide exchange factor activity; protein binding
Source: RefSeq, a predicted model, not a curated record